Messenger RNA from Phragmites australis (common reed), 929 nucleotides. RefSeq names its product pathogenesis-related protein 1-like. Bases 132 to 914 code for a protein of 260 amino acids. Gene Ontology annotation, cellular component: extracellular region. Lineage: Eukaryota; Viridiplantae; Streptophyta; Magnoliopsida; Poales; Poaceae. The record is from RefSeq and is a predicted model, not a curated record. The transcript is spliced from 2 exons.
GUCCAAAAUAGCGAGCAGCCACUCGUCGUCACCUCGCCCUGCCACAAUCGCAAUCUCUAUGCAUGCAUCAAUGGCGCGAUCGCCAAGAAUAGCACCCAUCUCUCGCUACAAGAACACAUCGACCAACGCGAAUGCUUACAGGCAGACGACGAGUCCUUGACAAGAUGAGCCCCACCGCCAUGGCGAACCACGCCGCCGUGCUCUGCCUGCUGCUCUUCGCCGGCCGCCUCGCCGCGGCGAGCAAAACGUUCAGCACCGCGGCGGCCACCGGUGGAGGCUACUCCACGCCGAGCGAGCCGGCGCCGUCCAGCCCGGCCGACUCCACCGCGCCCAAGGACGAGUCCUACGGCACCCCGACACAGGCGACGCCGUCGGAGUCUGUCCCGUCCACCGGGCAAUCCGAGACCCAGCCGUCUGGCGAGGGCUCCGCUUCCCCGGCCACCGACCAAACCUACGGCGGCGCCUCGCCGGAAUCUUCGGAACCCACGACCGGGCUGAACGAGAAGGCCAUCAACGACAUUGUCAACGAGCACAACAUCUUCCGCGCCAAGGAGCACGUGCCACCGCUCAAGUGGAACGCGACGCUGGCCAAGUUCUCGCAGCAGUACGCGGAGCAGCUGAAGGGGGAGUGCAAGAUGGUGCACUCGACGUCGCCGUACGGGGAGAACCUCAUGCUCGGCACGGGCGGCAUCACGUGGAAGACCACGGUGGACGUGUGGAGCGCCGAGAAGGAGAGCUACCACUACGGCCCCAACACCUGCGACCCCGGCAAGAUGUGCGGCCACUACACCGCCGUCGUCUGGAAGGGCACCACCGGCGUCGGGUGUGGACGCGUGCUCUGCAACAACGGCGACACCAUGAUCGUCUGCAGCUACUGGCCGCCCGGGAACUACGACGGCGUCAGGCCCUUCUAAUUUAUUCCAAUCCAU